CUGGAGCCGAGCUGAGACCCUGGGCUCUGGGCUUCGAUUCUGCUUUCCUCCACGAGCAGCCCCCUGCCCAGCUCGGGGUCGUCCCAGCCCCCCACUCCCCCCUGCAUCCCGGAGACUCUCUGGAACCCCUUCCCGGGGCCGCGGGUGCGUCGCCGCCGGUAUCGCUUUUGUUUCCAGCAGAGGAGCUGCUGCCGCUCCCGGCGCUCAGGGUGGGAGGCACCAGGGGUUGGUGUUUUUGGGGGGGAGUUCGUCGCUGAACCCCCUCCCCCAGGUGACAGUAGAGGAGCUCCCUCUCCCCUCCCCCCCUUGCAUCCAUCCUACCGCUCUCCGCCGGCCGGCAUCGCCCUGGGUGCCCCCGGGACCGAGGGGGGAGGGCUCCAUCACGCUGCUCCCAAUAUGUCACUGCUCAUCUCUGUCCCCUCCCCACGGGACCCGGGUGGCUGCCCCCGGCUGCGGGCACAGCGGGCGCUGGGGGGGAUGCUGAGGGGACCGCGGGAGCUGGGGCUGCAGCGAGGCUGCGGCGUUCCGCAGGCAGCGGGAGCGGUGCCCAGCAGGGAUCUCUGCAUCCCCCCCAGCCCUGGCAUCGCCGGGGUCCUGUCACCAAGGGCGAGGGACCGUAGACACGGAGCCCCGGGGAUGGAGUGGGCGGCGAUGGCGGAGAAGCAGAACCCGGUGGACUACGGCGUCCAGAUUCGCUUCAUCAACGACCUGCAGGAGCCCCGCAGGCCCCCCAGGACGCGCACCAAGCCUGGCUCCUACGGGGUGGCCGUCAGGGUGCAGGGCAUCGCCGGGCAGCCCUUCGUGGUCCUCAACAGCGGCGAGAAGGGUGGCGACUCCUUCGGGGUGCAGAUCAAGAGCGACGGCUCCUACCCGACCUCCACCGCCGGCCCCCGACCCUCCGGCUCCGUCAGCUCUGACUCGGACCUGCCGGAGAACCCCUACGGGGGUCGGCAGCCGCCGCACGGCUCGGCCCACAGCACCUCGGACGAGGAGCCCGGCGGCGCCCUGCCGGCAUCCCCCCGCGAAGCCAAAGCUCCGGUGGGCGAGGAGCUGCGGAGGACGCAGUCCCACGGGGACCUGCUCAGCGCCGCCGCGGACCAGCCCUUUGCCGCCGGCGCUCGUCGGGCCGGGGGCGGGCGACAGCAGCGGGUCCUGGCCGGCAGCAAGAGCAGCAGCUUGGUGAACAUCGCUCCGCGGCCCAGCCUGGGGGCCAAGGACCCCUCCUCGGGCGCUGAGGCCGCGGUGGGUGCUGCCGGUGACGGCGACGUGGACACCAAACCCCUGUCCUCGGUGGAUUCUCUCAUCAGCAAGUUCGACGGCAAGGUCCAGCAGCGGGGGCGGGCGGCCAGGAGGGGCCGGAUCCCCUCGGAGGAGAGGAAACGCUCGCAGAGCCUGGACGGCCGCGUCCCCCACCGCGACCUGCCCGCUGCCCACCGCCAGCCUGGCAACCUUCGCCCCCAGCCCCUGGGGCCCAGCAGUGCUGGCACCAAGCCCUCGGUGCCUGACGGCAGCCUGAGCCGGGCCGGAGGGCUGGAGGAUGUGGGGACGAGGAGCCAGAGGGGGGUGGAGGAUCCCGCGGCCGAGCGGCUGCAGAGCAAAGCCAGGGCAGAGUUGCAGCUCAAAUCCACCCCGGACCUGCUGCGGGACCAGCAGGAGGUGACCCAGCCCGGCAGCACCGAGCACCCCAAGGAGCUCAUCUACAGCAUCCUGAAGGAGGGGAGCAGCGAGAGCGAAAUGUCCCUGCAGAGGAAAACUGCUCAGCUGCUGGAGAGGACACAGGAGCUGGUGGUGCCCCCCAAGGACAUGGCAUGUUCCCAGCCCCAGCACAGGGACCUGGCCAGGAAGGUGGAGGAGCUGCAGGAGAAGCUUGAUGAGGAAAUCAAGCUCCGCCAGAAGCUGGAGCUGCCCAGGGAGCAGACAAGGAAGCUGAGAGAGGCCGAAGAGGAGAGCCAGAGGCUGAGGGGGGCCCUGGAGAGGAAAACGCAGGAGCUGCAGAGGAGCUUGCAGGAGCUGAGCGAGGUGAGGACAUCCAAGGCGAAGGUGGAGGCCAGGCUGGGGGACUGCGAGGAGCAGCUUCUGGCCUCGCACCAGGAGCUCCAGCGCCUGCAGCACGGCUCCAGCGCCGCCCCGGACAGCGAAGCUCUCUACAAGGAGCUGCUGGAGACCAGGGAGGAGCUGGAGGAGGCCCUGAGCUCCAGGCAGCGUCAGGAGGAGCAGCUGCGGCUGCGGGAGAGGGAGCUGACGGCGCUGAAGGGAGCCCUCAAGGAGGAGGUGGCAAACCACGACAAGGAGCUGGAGCGGCUCAGGCAGCAGUGCCAGAGCGACAUGGAGCAGCUGCGGCGCAGCAUGGAGGGCAUCUGCAAGGACCAGGCCAACCUGGAGUCAGAGAAGCAGAAGAUGAGCAGCAUGGUGAGGAACCUGCAGCGGGAGCUGGAGGAGAGCGCGGAGGAGACAGGGCACUGGAGGGACAUGUUCCAGAGGAACAAGGAGGAGCUCCGCAGCACCAAGCAGGAGUUGCUGCAGGUGAAGCUGGAGCGGGAGGAGUUUGAGGAGGAGCUGCGGGAGCUGCGCGAACGGUUCGCGGCCGCCCGGGAGGAGGUGGAGCAGGCUCGGAGCAGCUCCGCGGACCCCUGCGAGCUGGAGGCGCUCAGGAAGGAGCUGCGGCAGGCGCGGGAGGCGCAGCAGGAGCUGGCGGCCGAGGGGCAGCGGCAGGAGGAGCUGCUGCGGCAGCGGCAGCAGGAGCUGGAGUCGCUGAGGGGCUCCAUGGAGGAGCAGAGCUCCAGCAGGCACGGGGAGCUGGAGCGCUACCGCCGGGACCUGCAGCAGCUCCGGGACGAGAGGGACGAGGCCACCAAGGCGAAGGAGACCCUGGAGAGCGCUCGGGAGGCGGCGGAGCAGGCGAGGAGGACGGUGGAGGGCAGCCUGAGGGAGCUGCAGGAGCACAACGAUGAGCUGAGGAGGAAGGUCCUGGGCAUGGAGACUCACCUGAAGGAGUACGAACGGCUGGGAGAGAACUGGGAGGGCUCCCAGGCACGGCUGAAGGAGAAGGUCACCAGGCUGGAGGCAGAGCGCAGGCAGAUGGAGGAGUCCCUGGGCGAAGCUUCGGAGCGGGAGCAGGAGCUGCUGCUGGCCAAGAGGUCCUUGGAGACUCAGCUGGAGGAGGCCCAGCGAGGCCUGGCACGGCUGAGCCAGGCCCAGCAGGAGCUGGGCACAGCCCUGCAGGAGGAGCAGCGGCAGAAGGAGCAGCUGCGGCGCACCAAGGGCGAGCUGGAGGAGCAGAAGCGGCUCCUGGACCGCACCACCGAGAAGCUCACCAAGGAGCUGGAGCAGAUGACAGAGGAGUCGCAGAGCUCCCUGGCAGAGCUGAGGGCACAGCUGGAGGAGUUCAGGGAGAAGUCUCGGAAGGAGCUCUCAGACUCCCAGAGGCAGAGCAAGGAGCGAGGGGCAGAGGUGGAGAGGAUGCAGCUCAGCCUGGGCCGGCUGCAGGACGAGGUGGCACGGCUGAAGCAGGCCCUGCAGGAGAGCCAGGCAGAGCAGGAGAGUGCCCAGCUGGACAGGGAGGUGCUGCUGCAGCGCCUGCACAGCCUGCAGCAGGAGCUGGACACCAAGAGGCGCUCCCAGGACGACCGCUCCAGGAACAUCAAGGCGCUGGAGGACAAGUCCAAGCUCCUGGAGGUGGAGCUGGAGGAGGAGAGGACCACGGUGGAGCUGCUGACAGAGAGGGUCAACAGGAGCAGGGACCAGAUCGACCAGCUGCGGGCAGAGCUGCUGCAGGAACGCUCCAGCAGGCAGGACCUGGAGUGUGACAAAAUCUCCCUGGAGCGCCAGAACAAGGAGCUGAGGAACCGCUUGGCCAGCUCCGAGGGGCUGCACAAACCCAGCAGCAGCAUCCCCCAGCUGGAGGCACGACUGGAGGAGCUGCAGGACAGGCUGCAGGCAGAGGAGAGGGAGAAGAGUGUCCUGCAGUCCUCCAACCGCAAGCUGGAGAGGAAGGUGAAGGAGCUGAGCAUCCAGAUCGAGGACGAGAGGCAGCAAGUCAGCGACCAGAAGGACCAGCUGAGCCUGAAGGUGAAGGCUCUCAAGCGCCAGGUGGACGAGGCCGAGGAGGAGAUCGAGCGGCUGGAAGGUGCCCGCAAGAAGGCCCAGAGGGAGCUGGAGGAGCAGCAGGAGCUCAACGAGCAGCUGCAGAGCCGCCUCAAGGCGCUGGAGAAGGAAGCUUGGCGCAAAGCCAGCAGCCGCUCCGCCGCCGACUCCUCGCUGCAGGACGAUCCCCUGAGCUCGGACGAUGAAGACUUCGACAGCGCCUACGGCCCCUCCUCCAUCGCCUCUCUGCUCAACGAGGCCAACCUGCAGACCAGCUCCUGCUGACCCCUGCCCGCCGCAGCCCACCCCCGGCCCCGGCUGCGCCCCCGGACCCUCAGCUCGGUAGGCGACCACCGGCGGCGGUGGCAGCUGCUGGAAGGCAAAAACCUCUUCUGCCAGCCGCCGGCGGUGCCAUGAGGACCUCCAGCCGGGCACCGUCUCGGCUCUUCGCCGUCCCGCGGCUCUCGGAGCGCCCUGGCACCGGCGCUGCUCGGCCGGGGGCAGCCUCUCGCCGCAGCUGCUGCUCCUGGCCCAGCCCUGGGUCCUGCACUCCCCUGGAGCCCCAAGUCCCGUGGGGACAUCCGGAGGGGUCCCCAUGGCUCUGCCCCCUCCUCCUCGGUCUCUUUUUCUAUGCCCCCUCCCCGAAGUGCUGUUCGCAAUAAACCCUGGCGGUUUAACUGCAGCCCGCGGCCGGGGGCACAGCCUGCCUGGCACCUGGGGCUUGGUGGCACCAAGCACGGGGUAAGGCAGCUCCUGCCCCGCUCGGCUGGAUCUGGCCUGCAGAUAAA
Pogoniulus pusillus (Red-fronted tinkerbird) is the source of this 4871-nucleotide messenger RNA. It is a transcript of the gene CGN, whose product is annotated as cingulin. The record is from RefSeq and is a predicted model, not a curated record. The transcript has 21 exons. The coding region runs from base 397 to 4368 and encodes 1323 amino acids. Gene Ontology annotation, biological process: microtubule cytoskeleton organization. NCBI's taxonomy places the organism in Eukaryota, Metazoa, Chordata, Aves, Piciformes, Lybiidae. Gene Ontology annotation, cellular component: myosin complex; bicellular tight junction. Gene Ontology annotation, molecular function: microtubule binding.